Molecule: messenger RNA, 3403 nt
Organism: Aspergillus homomorphus CBS 101889
Lineage: Eukaryota; Fungi; Ascomycota; Eurotiomycetes; Eurotiales; Aspergillaceae
Exons: 2
Coding region: 260-3052 (930 amino acids)
Biological process (GO): phospholipid transport
Cellular component (GO): endoplasmic reticulum; ERMES complex
Molecular function (GO): lipid binding
Source: RefSeq, a predicted model, not a curated record
CUUUCUCUUCACCUCAAAAGCCGCUUUUAAGACGUGCAGAGAGGUACACUUGUCCUCUCUGCUUUUCUAUCGAUUCUUUCACACCCACACCCCACCCCACCACCCCUUAUCUCCCUCGUUGUCUAUCGGAGCUGGUCUCACUCCAGGGGCUGUUGGAUAAUUCCCCGUCCCUCUGCUGCCACUUGGUCCUUUUGCGUCACCCACCCCAUGAUGAUCAUGGAGCUUUCAUUGCUGCUCCUUUGAUCCAACCAGCUCCCCAAUGAGUUCAUUCGGCAACCUCCUCGUCGCUUAUGUCCUCGGUGGACUCACCUUCAUCCCUCUGCUCGUAUCGCUCUUUCUUUUCUAUGCGUAUUGGACUGCAUCGUCUCCGCUCGCCCAGCAUUCUCGCCAACCAGCACACGGGUCCAUACAGCGCGAUAACGAUGAUCAAUAUAGUCUAAAGUCCGGGACCGAUGAGCUGGCCGAGAAGUUCCAUCGUACACAUGACUCUGACGUGGCCGCCGGAUAUUUCGCUGUCUGUCGUGAAUAUGUCCCGGGUGGAGUCAACGGGAAACCGCCGGAGAGAACCACCCCGGCGGGUGAGGUGAUCGCCGCCGAGAGCCCUAGCGUCUACCAAGCGAUGUAUAGAAGUCUAUUCGACCGGAAGCAGACUCCCACCAUCGAACCCACGAAAAACGUCACUAAGAACGGAAAGCGGGCGCGCAAUGUGUUUUACAUUGUGCUUCGGCAUGGGCACUUGAUGCUCUACGACAACGCGAGCCAAGUGGAAGUCCGAUACGUCAUUUCCCUUGCCCACCACGACGUGAGCAUCCAUGGAGGAGAAGGAGAAAUUCUGGAAGGAGAGCUGUGGCUGAAGAGGAACGCUAUAUGUCUUUCGCGACGCCUGGAGUCACUAGGGGACCUCGGCGGGCCCACGCCGCCUUUCUUUUUGUUUUCAGAAAACCUGUCGGAAAAAGAAGAUUUUUACUUCGCCAUGCUCCAGAAUCAGUCCAGGUUGUGGAAUUCUGCGGAUAGUCCUCCGAAACACCAGAUGUUCGAUACGAAGCACAUCGUGACACUGGUGCAGCGGCUGCACUCCUCCGAGGAACAGCUGCAAACCCGCUGGAUCAAUGCUGUCUUGGGUAGACUGUUUCUCGCAAUGUACAAGACGCCAGAAAUGGAGGACUUCAUCAGGAAGAAAAUCACUAAGAAGAUAUCCCGCGUCAACAAGCCGAAUUUCAUCAGCAAGAUCGGUCUACAGACAAUAGACAUGGGGGAGGGAGCUCCCUUCAUCAUCAAUCCGAGGCUUAAAGAUUUGACUGUCGAUGGCAAUUGUUGUGUGGAGACGGACGUGCAGUAUACCGGCAAUUUUCGUGUGCAGAUCUCGGCUACCGUACGAAUCGACCUGGGUCCGCGCUUCAAAGCUCGAGAAGUCGAUAUUGUCCUGGCAGUGGUCCUGAAGAAACUCGAAGGACAUUUGCUCAUACGAUUUAAGCCACCUCCGAGUAAUCGGAUCUGGAUAUCGUUCGAAACGAUGCCUAACAUGGAGAUGGAUAUUGAACCGAUUGUUAGCUCUAAACAGAUCACGCUCGGUAUCAUCCUUCGCACUAUCGAAAGUCGAAUUCGCGAAGUGGUCGCAGAAAGUUGUGUCCUGCCAUUCUGGGAUGAUAUACCAUUCUUGGACACCCAGGCUCAGCGCUUCCGUGGCGGAAUCUGGCAGAGAGAUAUCCCCACACCUGACGAGAAGGCAGAUAUCCCCGACGAAUCGGAAGCGCAAUCCCCGGUGUCUGGAGGGCCCCCAGAUCAGUCCGUCGAAAUGCUGAAAAUGAAGGAUGAACGCACAAUGAGCGCGCCUGCGCUUGCAGAAUCUGGUGCAGCUACGCUGAAGGCCCGCAAGGCUUCGAAGGCCUCAAUUGGGGACUCAGAAAAGAGUGGCUCUAGCGCCUUGUCUUCUGCUAUAGAGAAAUUAGGUACUUCCCCUCCAAGAGUCAUCCGCUCUCAGACCUUCUCCAAUGCCGCGGAUCCUGUGGUCACCGCCGAUCAUGCGGGAUUCGACCGGGUCUCGUCCGAAUCAAAGGGGGGAGAGAAGACCAAUGCAACGAGCAGUAUGACUGAGAUAUCUACGCGUUCGCCUCCUGGCUCGCCGGAAAAGACGACUGGCAGCUCACCUCCCAUGGAAAGCCACCUUGUUGCGACCAGUGCUUCCCAGAGCCGCGAGCCGUCCAUUGUUGAGUCUGUUGACAGCGUCCAGGAGUCCUUUGGUGACUUGCCUACGCGGCCUCCUUCAAUUCACCACGGUAGUGAGUUAUCGAUGCACGUCGACAGCAUGGCGAAUGCUUCGACUGCAUCCUUGACCAGCAAUAAAUCACGACGGAGGAGCACAAUGGAGACGUUGACUCGGUCUCUUACGUCUGCAACGAACUCGGAUGGCAAGUCCCAGGCAUCUCUGUCCUUCAAUACGGCCACGUCUGUGGCCAAGAAGUGGGGAUGGAAUGUGUUUGGCAAAGGCGAUUCCAGCUCCGGCCAGGAUGUUUCUCGUCCUGCUGGCACCCCGGAGCAGCCGAUCGGACGUGGCCACCCUCUCCCACCUCCCGGUACACCACUGCCGCGGCCGGAAAAGGUCAGCUACAGACGGACUGGAAGUUCGACCGUCGUCCCCAAACGAAAGCCUGUUAGUCACGCGCCGGUCCUCGAGCAUAAGUCGGAGAAGGAAAACCACCGACCAGUCCCGAAACCGCCUUUGCCACCCCGACGGAAACCUGUGUAUCAUCCUGAUGAUAGCCAUAGCCGUCCCACGGAUUUACUCGUGGUCGAGGCGCCAUAUGAUUCGGGUCCUAAUAGCCCAGUGGUCGACAUAACCCCUGAAGCGACAUUGGCCGCGGCACCGAAGACAGCUGAUACACCGUUAGAUCCGACAACCGAUGAGACGGUGAAUCGUGGCGGUCUCUCGGAGGCGGAUACAGACCAAGGAGCAUCCGAGUCGAAACGGUCGACAAUGGCCUCGGUGAUCGACCCUGACCUUGGGAAACAUGGAAUGGAAUGGCUCUCUGCCACGGACGGGAUCAUUCCGUGACUGUGAUAGAGGCUGCUAUGGAUAACAAGAUGCCUACAGAUCGGUGUUUGCACUGCUCUUAUGCAUUUAAUCGUGUCAGUAGCUGCCAAUGGUCUAACACUGCGGGGCGCUGUGCGUUUCCCCAUAUACAUUUCGUGUAAAGCGAUGAGAGAUGAUGAGAGGAAAAGCCCGGUUCAAGUAGCUGUGCAAGAAUCUUCAUCCACAAGCCCUGAUCGAUUAUGUUCGACUUAGAUGCUUGCUACAUUCCUAUCAUUAGCUGAUUAUUGAGCGUGUAAGGCGCAAGGGGAUAGGAGGCAUUGUUGAUUGCUUGGAGUCUGGUUCUCUUUUGAGUCGGAUUAGCUUUAGUGUGAU